Molecule: messenger RNA, 660 nt
Organism: Brugia pahangi
Lineage: Eukaryota; Metazoa; Nematoda; Chromadorea; Rhabditida; Onchocercidae
Source: the annotation of a GenBank genome assembly
AUGGUUACGAAAUACCAACGUGAUGAGUAUCGCGAAGAUGGUCCAUCCACAAAUAAGAAAAUUUCAGAACCUUUUAUGUACGGAAACUCCGCAACCGUAAAGACCAGUGUCACUGCUAAUUUAUUAGAAAAGAAGAUUGCUUUGGACAUGAAUGAGCCAGUAACCUCUUUUAUACGGUUGAGAAAACGUGCUCCAAUUUAUCAGAUUCAGCAUGAUGAUUUGCUUGAUGUUUUGGAAGAACAACUUGAUUCACUGCAACCAACUUCUUUAAUUAGUGAAGAAGAAUUGCAAGUGGGUACCUUAUGUGUAUCAUUUUGUCGUACAUUUGAUUCAUUGUUUCGAGCAGUCAUAACAAACAUAAAUAAUAUUGGCAUUGAAGUUCAUUAUGUUGAUUAUGGCAAUUAUGAAACAGUGAACAGAGACGAUCAAAUGUCGAUUUUUAAUCUGUCUGAUGUCGCUCGUACCUAUCCAGGAAUGGCAAUCCCUUGCAUGCUUUUCAAUUCGCUUGUCUCAUCAACUGUUUCGAAUUCUGCGGAAACUGAAGACGAAUUUAUAACAAAUUUGAAGGAUGCCGUUUCAUGUGAACACCAUUCAUUCCGAAUUCGAAUACUGCAAAUUCGUGAAGAUAGAAUCUGCAUCGUUGAAUAUAUUUCAUCGUAA